CAGAACGUGAGGUGGGAUGGGCCGUGCGUUUUUAUCGCGCUUUGCGCUGCUACGAACAAUGCCUGCCUACAAGCUUCAUUAUUUUGAUGCCAGAGGUCGUGCCGAAGUGAUAAGACUCAUAUUUGCUUACAAAGGAGUUGAAUAUGAAGAUAAGAGAUAUAAAUGGGAGGAUUUUGCUUCUAAAGAAAUCAAAGAAUCAAUGCCACUUGAACAAAUGCCGGCUCUUGAACUUGAUGGUGUAAGAUACGGCCAAUCAGGGGCAAUUGCCCGAUAUCUUGCCAGAGAAUAUGGGCUGACUCCAGAAUGUACCAUGGAACAAUUCUUUGUUGACAUGUUCUGUGGAUGCUUAGACGACCUUGGUGACAAGUGGGUGAAGGCGCAAGGAGACGAAAAGAAACUGCAAGAAUACAAAGAUGAAACGAUACCCAGUAUGCUUGCCAAAAUUGAAAAAAUAGUGGACCAAGAAGAUACUUUCAAGACAGGAUUUUUCGGAACGAAAAUCAGCCUUGCGGACUUGACACUGGUGGCAUACGGGUAUUUUGCACUUGAACAGAAUAAAGAAGCGUUUAAGAAUGCACCAAAAUUGUUCAAGCUCUAUGAAAGCAUAAGCAAAAUUCCCGAAAUUGCUGCAUGGGUGAAGAAGCGUCCCAAGACGGAAUACUAGAUGAGAAGAAGUUUUGCGCUCAUGCACAAUAAAACAAACUAUAGAUUCGGAGAAAACUUGAAAUUUAGGAAAUAUUACAAAUUGAAUUUUUUCAAAAAUGUGUAUAGAGCAAAUAUAAAAUCACUGCAUUUAGUCUAAAAGUUUUGUGAGUUACAAUUUUCUCUUUGUAUACAGCUGAUAAGCAUCUGACGUGGCAAAUAAAAGAUAUUUAGUGAGUUACACCUUUCU
Molecule: messenger RNA, 892 nt
Organism: Styela clava
Lineage: Eukaryota; Metazoa; Chordata; Ascidiacea; Stolidobranchia; Styelidae
Source: RefSeq, a predicted model, not a curated record